Molecule: messenger RNA, 240 nt
Organism: Rhizophagus irregularis DAOM 181602=DAOM 197198
Lineage: Eukaryota; Fungi; Glomeromycota; Glomeromycetes; Glomerales; Glomeraceae
Source: RefSeq, a predicted model, not a curated record
AUGGAUUUUUUCUUAGAUAAAAUGGAUAAGGAAAAGAUUAAUGCAUCAAAGAUAAUUUUAGCUGAGGUAAGUGAAUCAACUUUACCUAUUCCUGUAUUUUAUAAUUUUAAUUUUUCAGACCUUAUUAAUAUAAAUAAUGGCAAUCCCAAUUCAAUCAAUGAUGCCUUUAAUUCUAAUAAUUCUGAAAAAGAGAUACCAGAUGAUUCAGACAAUAAUGAUGGAUAUGAUGGAUAUGGUUAA